AUGAUACGCCAAGAGGGUCUUAACUGCGAAAUGCCUGUGAAUAAUUCAUUUUCACCCUUCUCGGACUUAAGACGGGCGAUAUAUCAAACUUCGGGAGAAAGUUAUCCAAGCAGUAAUGGAGGCUACCAAGGUGUUGCAGCGAACAUUCAUAAAUAUGACUGCAGUUUUCAAACUGGCGAUGAUGGCGCAGUUGGUGACCAGGGCGUCGUGUACGAACAACUUGGAGCCGAAGGCAACCUUGUUCCGACGGCUGGUCGGGAACAUGAAGCCGACGAGCCUCAGCAACGCGAGGAUCUUAUGUCGUGCCGGAAGCCGAUCACCGUUGGGAAAGAGGACCACAUGAUCCUCCCAGCAUGCCGGAAGUACCCUAUGUUCAACCACCCGUCACAGUACCCUGUCGGCAUUCAAAACUUUGGACCCAGCGGACCGGAAUAUGGGAAAUCUGCCUUCACCGGUGGCGGAGCGCUAUACCCGUCCACGUUUCAGCGGCAGAACCCUGCCUAUUCCAUGCCAAUGUAUACAGACUCAUUCGGCAUGGGACAACAUUAUUACCAUGGUGGCCAGAUGUCCCCGGCCCUCGGACACUCACCCCCGGGACUCAUGCCCAUGGGGUGCGUCCAGCCGGGCCCCGGGGCGGGCUUUUACCCCCACAACAGUGUGUGUGUGUACCUGUGUAAUAGAGACCUGUGGUCCAAGUUUCACCAGCACACGUGCGAGAUGAUCAUAACCAAGCAAGGAAGACGAAUGUUCCCGACCCUACAGUACAGCUUGACGGGACUGGAGCCCCACAGUCAGUAUAAUGUAUUUGUGGACAUUGUGCUAGCAGACAACAGUCAUUGGAAGUUCCAGAACGGACACUGGGUCCCCUGCGGUCAGGCCGAGCAGCUCCCCCAAAACGGACGAGUGUACCUCCAUCCGGACUCUCCCAACUCCGGUGCACACUGGAUGAAACAGGACAUCGUGUUCAGCAAGCUCAAACUGACCAACAACAAAAACGCCGAGUCGGGACAGGUGAUCCUGAACUCCAUGCACAAGUACCAACCGCGAAUACAUGUGAUUCAACUUGACGCAUGCGCACCGGAGGACCAGAAGAGCCUGCAGACACACUCAUUCCCGGAAACACAGUUUAUCGCAGUCACUGCCUACCAGAACACAGAUAUAACUCAGCUUAAAAUUGACCACAAUCCAUUUGCCAAGGGAUUCCGAGACAGCUUUGACAGGUGUCCAGAAAGGACAACGCCUUCCCCGCCAGGUUAUCCAAAUACAACAUUUCCGUUCUCCAUACCGAGGUCGAUAAACUUCGGAGGGCGACACAACAGCCAAUCAAAUCGCCUCUAUCCUCUUACGUCAUCAAAUACUACAAGCAACGGAACCAAUUUUAGCCAAUCAGAAAGUGGGACAUCAUACAACGAUAGCACAACGGAAACAAAACCGGAACUGAACAUAGUUCAAGACAGAAAUGAGGGGAAAACAAGUUCGAUUGAAUUAGAAAAAGAACAGAUGCUUCAUUCACAACAAAUGCGUAAAACUUCAGAAAUCGUUCACAUCAAACCAGAGCCUUGCACACUUGUACAGAACCGAUGGGCAGACGACAAUAGGCAGACUGGUUUAUCUGAUACUUCUGAACCUGCUUUAAAACGAAUGCGAUUUGUAGAAACCAGUCAUCAUUAUGACACUGAGGACAGUUCUGCGAUUACUGCGCAUGCGCCCGAAAAUGUUCGACAUUCAUUGGAAGAUGGAAAACACGCGUUCCUGGUUACAAACAAUGGGUACGACUUACAACAUUGUAAAACAGAGGCUCCGAGCUGGUAG
Molecule: messenger RNA, 1812 nt
Organism: Mya arenaria
Lineage: Eukaryota; Metazoa; Mollusca; Bivalvia; Myida; Myidae
Product: eomesodermin homolog
Exons: 6
Coding region: 1-1812 (603 amino acids)
Biological process (GO): positive regulation of DNA-templated transcription; regulation of transcription by RNA polymerase II; cell fate specification
Cellular component (GO): nucleus
Molecular function (GO): RNA polymerase II cis-regulatory region sequence-specific DNA binding; DNA-binding transcription factor activity, RNA polymerase II-specific
Source: RefSeq, a predicted model, not a curated record